GGACUUCAUCUUCACUGACCCGUGUCUGUCUGUCAUUUAUUGCCUAACUUAUUGAAGCCUCUUGAGAUAUUUCUGUCUUUCAAAUCCUUGUCGUUCUUACGAAUCGAGAGAAGUUAAGGAGAAAUGGGUGCUCUUGAUCACUUGUCUGAUUUCUUUGAUUGCUCCAGUGGAAGCUCCAAGCUCAAGAAACGCAGGCAAUUGCAGACGGUGGAGGUCAAGGUGCGCAUAGAUUGUGAAGGAUGCGAGCGCAAAGUGAAGAGAGCCUUGGAGGGAAUGAAAGGUGUCAAGCAAGUGGAUGUGGAAAGAAAGGCGAACAAGGUGACAGUGGUUGGGUAUGUGGACCCAUCAAAGGUGGUUGCACGGGUGGCACAUCGGACGGGUAAGAAGGCAGAGUUAUGGCCAUAUGUGCCAUAUGAUAUGGUGGCCCACCCUUAUGCACCUGGAGUUUAUGACAAGAAAGCCCCUGCUGGGUACGUGAGAAAUGCAGAGGACCCACACGUGUCCCAGCUCGCACGUGCUAGCUCUACCGAGGUUCGAUACACCACUGCUUUCAGCGAUGAGAACCCGGCAGCUUGUGCUGUCAUGUGAUCAUGUUUAUAAUUACUUGGUUUUUGUCCUUUGAUUUAGGGCUGUUAAUCAUGGUUUUGAUUAUCAUUGUUUAAGUAUGCUGUGAUGUAUUUUUAAGGAAUUGAGGACCCGAAAUUUGUUUGAUUUUGGUACAAUAGUUGUAAAUUGUGAUGCAUUUGAAUCCCUUUUAAGAUUUCUAGUUUGAAUAAAUCUUCAUUUUCAUGAAAA
This is a messenger RNA of Populus euphratica (Euphrates poplar), 795 nucleotides long. Its product is annotated as heavy metal-associated isoprenylated plant protein 26-like. The transcript has 2 exons. Gene Ontology annotation, molecular function: metal ion binding. The record is from RefSeq and is a predicted model, not a curated record. NCBI's taxonomy places the organism in Eukaryota, Viridiplantae, Streptophyta, Magnoliopsida, Malpighiales, Salicaceae. Bases 124 to 588 code for a protein of 154 amino acids.